GUUGUUAGUUAAGUGUUGACCUAUUAUACUACUCUUUGUUGUUGACACUUGACAGCAUGGCGACCAGCACAGUGGAUUCUGAAAUCACAAAAAGUGAUAAAUAUUCAAUAUUGUUACCAACUUAUAACGAGAGAGAAAAUCUGCCUAUUAUAAUAUGGCUAAUAAUUAAAUAUUUGGACGGAAGUGGAAUAGAUUUCGAAGUGAUAGUAAUAGAUGAUGGGAGCCCCGACGGUACAUUGGACAUAGCAAAGCAGUUGCAAAAUAUUUAUGGAUCAAAUAAAAUAGUCCUUCGUCCUCGGGAAAAAAAGUUAGGCUUAGGGACUGCUUACAUACACGGAAUCAAACAUGCUACCGGCAAUUAUAUUAUUAUUAUGGAUGCUGAUUUAAGUCACCAUCCAAAAUUCAUACCAGAGUUUAUAGAACUUCAGAAAGAACAUGACUAUGACAUUGUGACUGGUUCCCGUUACAUUAGUGGGGGUGGAGUAUAUGGAUGGGACUUUAAAAGGAAGCUUAUAUCCAGAGGAGCAAAUUUCCUCACUCAAACACUUCUUAGACCUGGAGUUUCUGAUUUAACUGGUUCCUUUAGAUUAUACAAAAAAGAUGUAUUACAAAAAUUGGUGGAGAGCUGUGUGUCCAAAGGUUAUGUGUUCCAGAUGGAAAUGGUCAUAAGAGCGAGACAGCUUAACUUCACCAUUGGAGAAGUGCCGAUAACUUUUGUAGACAGGGUGUAUGGUGAAUCCAAGUUGGGAGGCACUGAGAUAGUGCAGUUUGUGAAGGCUCUGUUAUAUUUAUUUGCCACUACAUAAUUUUCUUUGUUAAUUAAUUAUUUAUGUACGUCUCCAUUAACCUUUUUGUUUAGUGGCAAUUUUAGAAAUUAAACUUUAUACUCUGAGGUAAGCAUUUAAAUUAUUGGCAGAAAAGGCACUAAGGGUCAAGAACUUGCAAAUACAAUUUCUGCCAAGAAAGAUUAUAGAAUCCAUGUUGCAUUUUUUAAAGGCUCUUUUUUUCUCUUCACUUAACUCAAACUAUAAUUUUGAUAUUCAGUACAGUCAGAUGAAAUAUAAUUAAUCAUAAUUUUAUUCAAUAGUUACUAUAUUAAAGAUUUGUAUUAUUUAUAAAAAUAGCUAUUAUAAUAGUUAUAGUGGAUAAAGUAGACCAAGGCAAUGUAUCCUUCAAAACUGGCAAAAUUUUGGUGCUGAAAACACUUGGGAAAACAUAACCUUAAUUAAAACUAUUAAUUACAAUAUACUCUAUGAAAGAUGAUUAUCAUUGUUUGUACACAUCGGUAGAUUGAAUUAUAAAUUAUAUGGUCCAUUAGUUAUAUUUUCACACUUAAAUUAGUACAAUUAUAUAAGUGAUUAUAUUUGUAUAUUAUUGAAAUAAAUACUUUGUAUAUGAUUUGUA
Zerene cesonia (dogface butterfly) is the source of this 1404-nucleotide messenger RNA. RefSeq names its product dolichol-phosphate mannosyltransferase subunit 1 (gene Dpm1). NCBI's taxonomy places the organism in Eukaryota, Metazoa, Arthropoda, Insecta, Lepidoptera, Pieridae. The transcript is spliced from 5 exons. Gene Ontology annotation, molecular function: dolichyl-phosphate beta-D-mannosyltransferase activity. The record is from RefSeq and is a predicted model, not a curated record. Gene Ontology annotation, biological process: GPI anchor biosynthetic process; protein O-linked glycosylation via mannose. Gene Ontology annotation, cellular component: endoplasmic reticulum membrane. The coding region runs from base 57 to 806 and encodes 249 amino acids.